AUGGAGAGCAAGAUAGCUACUCAUUACACAGAGACUUCAAACACCAGCAUUGCCAAUCUCUUCACACGCUCAAAGGCCACAAAUGCACCUUUAAUUCACCUUCCAUAUCAAAACCACAACAAGACAAUGGACAUCAGCACCGCCACCAAAGUUGCCGAAAUUCUGGCCGCGUAUCACCUGGCACUGUUGGAGAUCGACCGGGAGUUGAAAGCCAAGGCAGCGGCGUUAGAGAAGGUGGAGGAGCUCCGGGUCCUCAAGAAGAAGGUCACGAAGGCGAUGGUAGUGGUCGCGGGGAGAAUCAGGGCGCUGAACGCGUUAUUGGUGGAAGAUGAGGAAGAGGUCCCUUUUGAGGGCAAUGUGUUAUUCGUGGUUGAAUCGGAGAAGUAA
Messenger RNA from Cadophora gregata, 387 nucleotides. RefSeq lists its product as uncharacterized. The transcript has 3 exons. NCBI's taxonomy places the organism in Eukaryota, Fungi, Ascomycota, Leotiomycetes, Helotiales, Ploettnerulaceae. The record is from RefSeq and is a predicted model, not a curated record. The coding region runs from base 1 to 387 and encodes 128 amino acids.